Messenger RNA from Malassezia vespertilionis, 3582 nucleotides. It is a transcript of the gene NOP14, whose product is annotated as nucleolar complex protein 14. NCBI's taxonomy places the organism in Eukaryota, Fungi, Basidiomycota, Malasseziomycetes, Malasseziales, Malasseziaceae. Bases 1 to 3582 code for a protein of 1193 amino acids. Gene Ontology annotation, cellular component: small-subunit processome; Noc4p-Nop14p complex; nucleolus. The record is from RefSeq and is a predicted model, not a curated record. Gene Ontology annotation, biological process: maturation of SSU-rRNA. The transcript is spliced from 4 exons.
AUGGGCAACAAGAAAGGCGGCUCGCAACUCGCGCAGCUCCGUUCAGGACUGCGCGAAGCGGGAGUCUCGGGGAAUAAUACAAAGAAGAGCAAAAGCAAUGACCAGGAACCGCGCGCCGGUCCGUAUCGCAUACAGCAGCGGCGCAAGCGACUUGGUGCAUUGAUGGACCGUCUCAAUUCAUUUGACGAGAAGGUGACGCGCCAAAAAAGCGAUGUGCUUGGCCGGAAUGUGAAGGGUGCAGUUGGUGCGCCUGGAACCGCAAAGUCGGCAGCGAUCAAGCAGCGACAAGAGAAACUGCUCCCGGAACUGAACGCGCGCCACCACUCGUCCUCGUUUGUGGACCGUCGCUUUGGCGAGCACAACCCGUCCAUGUCACUUGAGGACAAAAUGCUCCAACGAUUUACUCGUGAGAGACAGAGUCGCACAGGCCAGACGUCUUUGUUUGACUUGAUUGACGAAGAGGAAAGUAGUUUGACGCAUUACGGACAGCACCUGUCUGGCCUGGAUGAAAUGCCCGAUGUGCUUCGCGACGACGAUGAUGAGGACGAUCGAGGUCAUAUUGACGCGGAAGAGACGAAUGCCAAACACUUCAGUGGGUUUGAUGCGGGCGAAAAGACCCGUAACAAGGCAGAAGUGAUGAAGGAUAUCAUUGCGAAAUCGAAGCUUGCAAAGUAUGAGCGCCAAAAAGUCAAGGAUGCAGACACAGAGAUGCGCAUGGAUUUAGACGAUGAGCUUGGAGAUAUUCGUUCGCUUUUAUUUGAUCGUACUCCUUCUGAGUCAACGCCGGCAGAAGAGAAAAGCGGCGAAUACGACACGUUUGUGCGCGAGCUUGCAUUUGAGCGGCGCGCCAGACCACAAGAUAGAACCAAGUCGGAAGAAGAACUUGCAGAGGCUCAGGCAAAACGACUUCGCGACGCUGAGAAUACGCGUUUGCGCCGUAUGCGAGGUGAAGAGGUAUCGGAUGACGAAGAAGGAGCUGCAUUGGAGGAUGAUCUUGAUGAAGAGCGUCCUGUGAAGCGACGCGCGACAGGGAACGUUGAGGCACAGUCUGUGCGGUCCACAUUUGGGCUUGGUGGUGGGUUAGAGACUCGCGCUGCAAUGGAUGAGGAUGAGGAUGAAGAAGAGAGUGAUAACGAAGAGGAUGACAAAGAAGAAGAUGACGAAGAAGAGGAUGACGAAGAAGAGGAUGUCGUCUUAGACGAUCUAGCUGACUAUGAGCAACUCGAGGAGAUUGGCGAGAGCGCAGAUACCCCCGAAGACGAAAACGAUGUGAUGCAAGAACGCCCCUUUUCCAAACCCUCUUCCGAUGUUUCACUUCUCCCAUACACAUUUUCCAUUCCCACCACGCACGACGAUCUCUUGGAUAUACUAGAAGAGCACCAAGUUCAGCCGUCGCAGCUGAAUACUGUCGUUUCACGCAUCCGCACACUUUACGCGCCCAAUCUCGCCGAAGAGAAUCCCGGAAAGCUACAGCUUUUCCUCUCUUGCCUUGUGGACCAUCUUUUAUACCGUGCAGCCCAAACCGCAAAGGAAACGUUCAACGACGCAACAUCCAAAGCUGCAGACGAGCUCCAAGCUUUGAACGAUCUUGUAUUGCACAUUGCGGAACUCGCGAAUAAAUACCCCUUGCGUGCCGCCGAGCACUUUGUUGCGAAGCUGGCCAUGAUGCAGCGCAAUUUGACCCGCGGCCUUAGUCAUGGCCCUUUGGACGUCAAUUCGCGUACUUGGCCUGGCGUUGCAGAGCUGUGCUUUUUGCGUGUUGCCGGGCUGAUUUGGCCGACGAGCGAUCGCUGGCACCCUGUCGCUACGCCACUCGCACUCCUAAUGGGCCAGUACCUUGCACAUGCACGCAUUCGGUCGCUUCAAGAUGUGGCUGCUGCGCUGUACCUUGGCUCGCUGGUCGUGUCUUCGCAGCGCGAGAGCAAGCGUCUUGUACCAGAGGUUAUGAAUGUACUGUACGCAAUCACUGCAAUGCUGCUGCCCAAGCAACGCGGCAAGCCGCCGCCAGCCAAGGCAAUUGCAGAAGAGUUUGGCAUUCCCACACCCGACGUAUACGCAAGCCACACUGCAGACCUGCACCUUACCGGCGAUGCCGAGCCGCACGAGAAGCUGCGCCUUGUCGAGGUGCUCAAUAUCAAGGAGCGGCCUACAAACCAAAUGCGAGCGCAACUUUUACACAUCACAUUUGCACUUUCCGAGCGUUUGGCCACGCUUUACGAAAGCAGCCCUGCAUUUAUAGAGCUCUUCACACCGUUGACGUUUUUGGUUGAGGUUGGAGCAGCAUUGCUGCAUGAAAUUGCACCACACAUUGCUGUAAUGGCCAGCGCUACGGCCAGCAAAUUGCGCAAGAGCCUGGAACGUGCAGUUGUUCUUCGCCGCGCACUUCGUCUUCAAGCACACCGUGCGGUGUCCAUUGCAACCUAUGCACCUAAGUUUGAUCAGCAAGGCUUCGAUCCAAAGCACGCGACGGAUCCAGAUACAGAGCGUGCGCAAGGCGCCAAACUUCGCGCAUUGCUCAAAAAGGAGCGCAAAGGGGCGAUUCGCGAGCUUCGUAAGGACGCGCAAUUUCUUGCAGACACCCGCGAAAAGAGCCGCGUGGAGGAAGACGAGUCCUACAAACGCAAGAUCGACAAGAUUGUCAGUGGCAUGCAGGAAGAGCGCUCUGAACAGAAACAGCACGAGCGCGCCAAGGCCCUCGCAAGGAAACGCGCCGCUGCGGUGGCCGACAAGUUUAUCAGUGUGACGGGCGCUUCGGCAGUGGAUGCGCAAAAAUACCUUCGCGGACAUGCGUACCGACUCGAGCCUGCGAUCGACGCAUUUUUCGAUGCACAGUCAGGCACGGUUCGCCUUUCGCCGCAGCAGGAGAAGGCUGUAGUGGCAGAGCUCAAUGGACUGUUUGAUCAGUAUCGCGACGAGGACUCAGGCCCUGACACGAUCACGGUGGAGGGCGCCAUGACGAUGCUCAGCGAUUUGCACAUUGAUCCCGCGAGUGUCGCUGUGCUGCCGCUUUCCUACUACCUAGGCUCCCCUUCACUUGGGCAUUUUACGCGCAAGCACUAUAUAGAAGGAUGGUUGCGACUAGGAGUUGGGGCUGCGGAGCAGACCGUAACGCAAGACGAAAUCUUGGCGCAACAACGACAAGUUAUACCUAGGCUUAUGGAAACUUUCCAGCAGGACGGCGCAGUUAUCCAUACACGCACCAAUACCACCCCAAGCAAAAGGGGGCUUUAUACCACCGUGUAUGAUUAUACCUUUAUUUUUGCACGCACAGAAGGGCAGAAAAAUUUGGCACUCGAUGUCGCGCUGACCAUGUGGGAUUUGCUUAUCCCGUAUGCACCUGCGUAUGACGAGACAGGUGCGCGCGCUGGAACAGGGGCACCAUCCUAUUCUGCCGCACAAUACGCACUAUGGAAGCAAUUUUUGACGCAAGCGUCCAACGUGAGUAUUAUCUCAAAAGAUACGUGGACUCAAUUCCUCGAAUUCACGCGCGAGGUUGAUCCAGCAUUCCAGGAGCAUGAUUUUGAUGCGGCAUGGCCAUCCAUCAUUGACGAGUUCGUAGCCUGGGCACGCGCACAUAGGUGA